AUGAAGAUUGCUACAGCUUUUGCCAUCCUCGCUACUUCGGCAACGGCUCACCCUGUCGAAGAGCGUGCCGAGGAAAACAAAGCCGAGAUCUAUGCUCACAACGUUCUGCACAAGCUCGAAAUGCUCAGCUGGGACAAGUCACAGCCGCCCAAGUACGAGACUGGCAAGGACUGGCAGUACACUUGCGCCCCCAUCUUGAUGGGCAACUUGUUCGGCUCGAGCGCGGACCAGGUGCAGUUCUGGGAGAAGAAUUCGAUUCUGACCGAUCGCCCGGUGAAAACGGAGGCAUUUUACCUCUCCGUCGUGGACGCUACGAGUGUGCAUACGGGAUCCGAAGGGACCGGGAGCGUGGAAACCGCUCAGUCGACCACGAACACCAAGACGGAAACCAAGGGCUGGAACAUUGGCGCAAAGGUGACCGGUAACUUUGGCAAGAAAGACGUGGCUGCUGGCGUCGUCGAGCUCUCGGGCCAGUACUCGGAAUCCACGACGUUGACCAAUACCGAGACGACGACGGUCACGUUCAAGGGCCCCUGCCCGCCAGCCCACGAGUGCCGCAUCGAGACCUGGACUUUCCAUCUCAACAUCGACGCGACGGUCUCCCGGGAGCUGGGAUACCAGGUCUGGAGCAUUUCAAAUGGGAUGCUCGGCGAGCGUCCUCUGUGUCUCAUGGAGGAGAAAUUCAGGAUCUGCGAUCAGUUCACCUCCCGUUACGACGCCAACUGUGCCAAAGACGGCAGCUUCGGCCUUCUCGAGCCGACCAAGAAUGUCCAUCUGACGGUCCCGAUCAGGGAGGCCAACGGCAUUCAGGCCAUGAGCCGCUUGGUCUUGGUCCAGGAGCCGCUGUCCUUGAAGAAGGCCAGGGACGAGUCAGUGCCGGCCAACAUGGGAACAAAGGAGACCAUCCAGAAGGCCAUUGAGCAGGGGACCAAGUUUGAGUUCUUGAACUAG
This is a messenger RNA of Beauveria bassiana ARSEF 2860, 951 nucleotides long. RefSeq lists its product as uncharacterized. NCBI's taxonomy places the organism in Eukaryota, Fungi, Ascomycota, Sordariomycetes, Hypocreales, Cordycipitaceae. The transcript has a single exon. The record is from RefSeq and is a predicted model, not a curated record. The coding region runs from base 1 to 951 and encodes 316 amino acids.